AUGAGAAUUGUUUCAUUAUUCCUAAAGAAACAGUUCUUGUCAAGCCAGAUUGCCUACCGUAAUCUGAAGACUGUGAAGACCGCUCUGCCAAAACCGCCGGUGCCAACUUUGGAGGCUACACUCGACAGAUAUCUCGAAUAUGCGGCAGUCGUAGCAGUUGGCCAACGUGCAUCUCUCGCGACCACCCAUGACGCUGCUCAGAAAUUUGUUCGACAGGCAACUCCACUUCAGGAGCAACUUUUGGAAAUUGCGGAGAAGUCACCGAAUUGGGCUACAAAAUUCUGGUUGCCUGAAAUGUACAUGAGAGUUCGGAUUCCAACACCUGUAAACUCGAACCCAGGAUAUAUCUUUCCAAAAGUGAAAUUUGAAUCGAAAGAAGAUCAUUUGAAGUACACAGCUCUACUGACAAGAGGGGUGCUCGAAUACAAGAAUCUGAUUGACGCUAGACAAGUAUGCCGAGAAAAGUCUACUGGUGCACAAAAACUUCAAAUGUGUAUGGAACAGUACGAUCGUGUUCUAAGUUGCUACCGUGAGCCUGGUGUUGGAGAAGAUACGCAAAUCAGGAAACAAAAAACAAAUGAUGGAAAUGAACAUGUACUCGUGAUGUGCAGAAAUCAAACAUUUGUACUUCAUAGCAGAAUUAACGGAGCACUUGUUUCGUAUGCAGAUGUGGAGCAUCAGUUGACAAAAAUUGAAGAGAUUUCAAAGAUCAAUCAGAAUAAUACCACAAAAAUCGGGGCAUCUGGAGUCGGCCCGCGUGACGAUGCAGCUCUAUUCUGGCAGGAUAUGUUGACUGUUGAGCAGAACUCAAAAUCAUACGAGUGGGUCAAGUCAGCAUUGUUCGUAGUCUGUCUGGAUAUGGAGGAUGAGGUGGAUUAUGGAAAGAAUGAUACUUUAAAUAUCUCAGCCAAAGAAAAAGAGUUUAUCGCCAGAGGGUACUCCACUCUGACCGGACAUGGAUCCUCUGUGUUCGGACUCAAUCGUUGGUAUGAUGCUACAAUUCAGUUGGUUGUGUCAUCAAGUGGUGUUAACGGACUGUGCAUUGAACACUCGACUGCAGAAGGAAUAGUUAUUAUUAACAUGGCUGAGUCUGCAAUUAGAUAUGCUCAGAAAUAUUUCAAGAGCAAGAUGGUCUGGAACGAUGUCCGCAACGUCCAUCCGAAAUCUCUCACAUGGCAUUUCAGUGAAAACUCAAGAAACAUUUUGAAGAAACAAGCUGAAGUUUUUGAUGAACUAGCGAAAGAGUUGGAGUUGGAAGUUCUAAUUUUUGACGAGUUCGGAAAAGAUUCGAUCAAAAAAUGGGGUGUCAGUCCAGAUGGUUUCAUUCAGUUGAUUAUGCAGUUGGCACAUUAUAAAACCCACGGUCAUCUAGUCUCCACUUACGAGACUGCUUCUGUCCGUCGUUUUGGUGCUGGAAGAGUUGAUAACAUCCGAGCGAACACUCAAGAAGCAUUGGAAUGGGUUACAGCAAUGACAAACAAAAAAGAGACAAAGGAGAGAAAACUGGAAUUGUUCAAGAAAGCGGUUCUCAAGCAAGUCAAGGUUACAUUAGAGAACAUCAGUGGAUUCGGAAUCGACAAUCAUUUGUGUGCUCUUUUCUGUCUUGCCCGUGAAAGAGAAGAAGUGACUGGAGAAGAGAUUCCAUCACUUUUCAUGGAUCCUCUUUGGGCUGAAGUCAUGAGAUUCCCCCUAUCCACUAGUCAAGUCACCACUUCAACAGACAUUCCAGACUGUUAUCUGACAUAUGGAGCAGUUGUACGUGAUGGAUAUGGGUGUCCUUACAAUAUUCAGCCGGAUCGUGUUAUCUUCGCACCGACAGCUUUUAGAAGUGAUCGGAGAACUGAUUUGCAACAUUUUAAGAAGAGUUUGGCUGAUGCGAUGCGAGAUGUGAAGGUACUUUUGAGCAAUUAA
This is a messenger RNA of Caenorhabditis remanei, 1911 nucleotides long. RefSeq lists its product as uncharacterized. Bases 1 to 1911 code for a protein of 636 amino acids. Gene Ontology annotation, biological process: neuromuscular synaptic transmission; acetylcholine biosynthetic process. Gene Ontology annotation, molecular function: choline O-acetyltransferase activity. NCBI's taxonomy places the organism in Eukaryota, Metazoa, Nematoda, Chromadorea, Rhabditida, Rhabditidae. The transcript has 9 exons. Gene Ontology annotation, cellular component: cytoplasm; neuron projection. The record is from RefSeq and is a predicted model, not a curated record.